Molecule: messenger RNA, 4358 nt
Organism: Trichechus manatus latirostris (Florida manatee)
Lineage: Eukaryota; Metazoa; Chordata; Mammalia; Sirenia; Trichechidae
Gene: ABLIM3
Product: actin binding LIM protein family member 3
Exons: 24
Coding region: 294-2345 (683 amino acids)
Biological process (GO): lamellipodium assembly; cytoskeleton organization; cilium assembly
Cellular component (GO): actin cytoskeleton; stress fiber
Molecular function (GO): actin filament binding
Source: RefSeq, a predicted model, not a curated record
GAGACGCACCAGGGCGUCCAGCAGGUGGCAGCACCGUACGGCCGCGCCCCCCCGCGCUGCCACCCGCGAGCCCGCAUCAUGGAUGUUGAGCUCUCCUAUUUCGCUUUGCUCGCCUUGGAAUCCGAGACCCCAGACGAGGACCAGGAUUCAUGAACCGGUCGCAGAGGCCCGACCAGGGGCCUCUGGCUCCCGACUGCGGCCGAGAGGUGAUGUGUGAGGUCCGAAGAACAGAAAUUUUAAAAGGCAACCAGGGCCUGCGUAUUGAAUGAAAGACCCAGUGCAAAGGCAUCACCAUGAACACGAGCAUACCUUAUCAGCAGAACCCUUACAAUCCCCGGGGCAGCUCCAGUGUCAUCCAAUGCUACCGAUGUGGAGACACAUGCAAAGGUGAAGUUGUUCGCGUCCACAACAACCACUUCCACAUCAGAUGCUUCACCUGUCAAGUGUGUGGAUGUGGCCUGGCCCAGUCGGGUUUCUUCUUCAAGAACCAGGAGUACAUCUGCACCCAGGACUACCAGCAACUCUACGGCACCCGCUGUGACAGCUGCAGGGACUUCAUCACAGGCGAGGUCAUCUCCGCCCUGGGCCGCACCUACCACCCCAAGUGCUUUGUGUGCAGCCUGUGCAGGAAGCCUUUCCCCAUUGGAGACAAGGUGACCUUCAGCGGUAAAGAGUGCGUGUGUCAGACGUGCUCCCAGUCCAUGACCAGCAGUAAGCCCAUCAAGAUCCACGGACCAAGCCAUUGUGCUGGGUGCAAGGAGGAGAUCAAGCAUGGCCAGUCACUCCUGGCGCUGGACAAGCAGUGGCACGUCAGCUGCUUCAAAUGCCAAACCUGCAGUGUCAUCCUCACCGGGGAGUACAUUAGCAAGGAUGGCGUUCCGUACUGCGAGUCCGACUACCACUCCCAGUUUGGUAUUAAAUGCGAGACUUGUGACCGGUACAUCAGCGGCAGGGUCUUGGAGGCAGGAGGGAAGCAUUACCAUCCAACCUGUGCCAGAUGUGUACGCUGCCACCAAAUGUUCACCGAAGGGGAAGAGAUGUACCUCACUGGUUCUGAGGUUUGGCAUCCCAUCUGCAAACAGGCAGCCCGGGCAGAGAAGAAGUUAAAGCAUAGGCGGACGUCUGAAACUUCCAUCUCACCCCCUGGAUCCAGCAUUGGGUCACCCAACCGAGUCAUCUGCGCUAAAGUGGAUAAUGAGAUCCUUAAUUACAAAGACCUGGCAGCUCUCCCCAAGGUUAAGUCCAUCUACGAGGUACAACGCCCCGACCUCAUUUCCUACGAGCCUCAUUCCAGAUACACGUCUGACGAGAUGCUGGAGAGAUGUGGCUAUGGAGAGUCACUGGGAACGUUAUCUCCCUACUCCCAGGACAUCUAUGAGAACCUGGACCUCCGGCAGAGACGGGCCUCCAGCCCGGGAUACAUUGACUCCCCCACCUACAGCCGGCAGGGCAUGUCCCCCACCUUCUCCCGCUCGCCUCACCACUACUACCGCUGUGGGCCCGAGAGUGGCCGGAGCUCUCCAUACCAUAGCCAGUUAGAUGUGAGGUCCUCCACUCCGACCUCUUACCAGGCUCCCAAGCACUUUCACAUCCCAGCUGGAGAAAGUAACAUCUACCGGAAACCCCCCAUCUACAAACGGCAUGGUGAUUUGUCCACAACAGCCAAGAGCAAGACAAGUGAAGACAUCAGCCAGGCAUCCAAGUAUAGUCCAGCCUACUCACCAGACCCCUACUAUGCUGCAGAGUCUGAGUACUGGACCUACCAUGGGUCCCCCAAAGUGCCCCGAGCCAGGAGGUUCUCAUCUGGAGGAGAGGAGGAGGAUUUUGACCACAGCAUGCACAAGCUCCAGAGCGGAAUUGGCAGGCUGAUUCUGAAGGAGGAGAUGAAGGCCCGGUCCAGCUCCUAUGCAGACCCGUGGACCCCGCCCAGGAGCUCCACCAGCAGCCGGGAGGCCCUGCACACCGCUGGCUACGAGAUGUCCCUCAAUGGCUCCCCUCGGUCCCACUACCUGGCUGACAGCGAUCCCCUCAUCUCCAAAUCAGCCUCCCUGCCUGCCUACAGAAGAAACGGGCUGCACAGGACACCCAGUGCAGACCUCUUCCACUAUGACAGCAUGAACGCCGUCAACUGGGGCAUGCGAGAGUACAAGAUCUACCCUUAUGAGCUGCUGCUGGUGACCACGAGAGGAAGAAACCGACUGCCCAAGGAUGUGGACCGGACGCGUUUGGAGCGCCACCUGUCCCAGGAAGAGUUCUACCAAGUCUUUGGCAUGACCAUCUCCGAGUUUGACCGGCUGGCCCUCUGGAAGAGGAAUGAACUGAAGAAGCAAGCCCGGCUGUUCUAGGCGGAGGCUCUUUAAAUAUAUAUGCAUUUAUAUAAAAAUCUAUGUAAAAUCUCUAUACUGAAGCUCGGUAUAAUCCUCUCUCGGGUAAUGGGACCCACUGUCUGCCGUGAGACUUGCUUGUCUGUACUGCCAGGCAAGCCCACGUCAUCGAGAUAUUUUUAUGCUCCUUACCUUCUCUUUUCUAAGUGCUGUGGGGUUUGGGAAGGGAUUUGAAGGGACUCCCACCCUUUUACUGGGGACCCUUUUUAUACUGAAACAUCUGUCCUAACUCAAGUCCCCUCGAGACCCAACUCUCUUUCCUAAAGGAGGUGCCUGAAGAAGUCUCUCUUCUCUCUGCUUCUCGGCCCUUUUCCCAGGUUUCCAGGGCUGAUGCUGACCACACAGUUUUCACACCUUAUUGGCCCCAGAGGGGCUCUCCCCGUUGGAGAAGCUGCAUCUCCCAAAGUCAUAGAGAGCCUUUGAGAGCCAGGGAGAAUUUUUUCAUCACCCCCAAUUAGGAGUUCGGUGCUCUCUGGGGGUGAUGCAGUCACAGAGUUACAAGCGUGGGCCUCAAAUCGUUACACCAGUAAACAGAAGUGAAUAGGGCCUUGGCCUCUCCUCGGCUUGUUAACUCUCCUCUUCCUGCACUUUAUCCUUACCUCUUGCUUGUCCAAAUCUAGAACUCAUGGUAGGAAAAGAAAAAAGGCACUUGCAUUCCUUCCACCACUUCUGCAUGGCCCCGUAGUCUGGCCUCUUUGCCUGGCCCCAACUUGGAGAACAGGAGGGAAGGGUGGGAGAUAAAGCAGGGCACUUGUUGGAAUUGGAGCUGCAGAACCACUUGGACCCUCCUGUCUCCCUCACUUCUCCCAGCAUCUCCUGACCCUUCCCCCUUUCAAGGAGAGGCCCAUUCCUGCAGCCUGUAUUCUUCAGCCUUACUACAAUCUAUGUGCCUGACAACUCAACACACCACGGGGCUAAGUUCCCACUAUAGCCCCAACCUAACAACUAGAAGGACAACCUCUGACCACCCCUCUAGAAGUGAUACAGGUCACCUCUGAAAGAAAGGCUAUAGGUCUAUGCCAGCUGGUCCCUGGGCAGGCAGGGCAACCAUACCAGUCCCCUGCCAUCCCUCAGCCCCCUCUGCAAAGAUGGCCAUGUUUUAUGAGGGAAACUUUUGGAAGAGUGGCUGCUUAUGAGAUUCCAAAAUGAAGGGUUGGUCAACACUGCUCAUGACCAUCCUGGAUUUCCCUGGUGGUUGCCCUUCCUGCCUCCUUGCCUUCUGGAACAGGAGUGAAAAGCUCAACCUUCUCUCCUGCCCUCCCCAAACCUUUGACCCUGAGUUGGUGAUGUUUGGUGGGUGCUGUUACUCCAUGGAGUCACCUUGAGUCGGACCAUUUUGAGGUCAUGGAGGAAGGAUGAAGAAGUGGAAGUGACAAAUAAUGAGUUUCAAGAGGCUGGCCGUGCAAUGCAACAAAUGUAGAAUUGAGUUCAACAAACCUUCACUGAGCACUUGCUGAUGCUGAGCACCUACUCUAUACCGAGCACUGAAUGGGGGAGGGGGUACAAACACUGAGAUGAAUCAACAUGGUCCUAUUAAUAGUGGGUACAGUAAGACAUGUACCCAAUCCCAAUGGCUGUAAAGCAGAAAGUGAUAGAAGGCACGAGAAAGUGUAGCAUUGCUGAAAAGGCCUAUGCAGCUGUUGCAGGCCAGGGAAAGCUUUCUGGAAGAGAUUGCAUUUGAGCAAAAUUCAAGAAGGAUCUUCGGUAAACUGGGAAGAGACUGAAAGUUAAAAGGGUGAUGGGAUGAAGGGCCGGAAGGGAGGUCUCAUAUACUUGCACUUAAAAUGUCAACCCUCCCUGCAACUUCUCUUUUUGGCCAAUGUCUUUCAACUUUCCUGACCCUUGAGAAAUGUCCCCAGCCAGACACAAUCAUCGAAACUGCCUCAUUAUCACUGGGUGAGAACUUGGCAAGAUUGAAGGGCUUUUGUUGUUGUUGGAUAUUUUUGUUUCCCAUAAAAGCACAUAAUUUCAACC